CAGCAAAAAAUACUCAUCAUACAUUCAAACACCGAAAAUAAGAUCUUAUAGAAGUCAAUUGGGACGGAGUUGGUAAGGAGAUAUUUCGUUCUUUUAUUUUAGUUUCAUUCAUUUACAAUUGAAUAUUAUAUCUUUGGCUUCUGGCUUCAUAAAUAUUCAUCUCUUCAUAUUUCACAUUUCAUACUUCAUUCCUUUGAUCACAUCUAUCUGAUAAGAUCAUUCCCUGGGGUCUCCUGUUACUAUCCAUCUCAUCACACACCCUGGAAAAUACCAGAAAGGAAUUGGCCGUAUUCAUUAUGACCCCAAUAUCUCUCCUCACAGCUAUUGAUUCAACUUCUCAUAUUCAUCUUAUAGUUGGGUCCAAUCCAUUAGCAGGAGCAAGAUGUACAAAAUCAAUCGAAGUAGGAGCGAAACCAAUUCUCAUUGCGCCUGAGUCCUCCCAACUACAUUACACAUUACAAAAACGAAUUGAAAAUGGCGAAGUAGAAUGGUUGAAGAAAUCAUUUGAAGAUGAAGAUGUUAUGACCUUGGGAAGAGAAGAAAUUGGAAGAGUAGUCGAUGCAGUAUUUGUUACUUCGGGGCCGCGGGAUCCUUUGAGUAUGCAUAGCUUCUUUGUAUGAGAGGUUGCAAAGCUAACAUGUUCAGGCGCGCAUAUCUCACAAUUUUGCAAACGAAAUCGCAUACCAGUAAAUGUAGCAGAUGCAUCGAAUCUUUGUACAUUCUCCCUCCUUUCAACAUAUACCGACGGACCACUUCAAAUCGGCGUAACAACCAAUGGCAAGGGUUGCAAACUCUCCUCUAGAAUCCGCCGCGAAAUCGCCUCCUCGCUUCCUACAAACUUAGGGGAGUCAUGUCUACGACUCGGUACGAUUCGAAGACGUAUACAAGAAGAAGAUCAUUUGACACAUCUCACUGCAGCUGGGGACUUGGAUAAUGAAGAAGAAAUAGAUCAAAGUGCUACUUUCAAUAAACUCAUUACGGAAGCAGAUCUCGAUGCUGCGAAAAAUAGACGCAUGAGAUGGCUUUCCCAAAUCUGUGAAUAUUGGCCUCUUCGUCGACUGGCCUCAAUCACGGAUUCAGACGUCGAGAGCGUGUUAAAAUCAUAUGCCACCAAUCCAUCAACUUCGACACCACUCGACACAUCAAUCCUAGAUUCCCGCGUGUCUAAACUCCCACAAAUAAUCUUGGCCGGUUCAGGACCAGGACACCCCGAUCUUCUCACUCGCGCAACCCACAAAGCCAUCCUUUCCGCCGACAUAAUUCUCGCCGACAAACUCGUCCCCUCCGGCGUUCUUGACCUAAUUCCCCGUCGAACUCCAAUCCACAUCGCGCGCAAAUUCCCCGGCAACGCCGAACUCGCGCAACAAGAAUUACUAUCCCUCGGACUAGCUGGUCUCCAAGCCGGCAAAACUGUUUUGCGUUUAAAACAGGGCGAUCCAUAUAUAUACGGACGAGGAGGAGAAGAGUUUGAGUUCUUCCGAAAAGAAGGCUAUGGAGAUCGAGUUGUUGUACUUCCAGGUAUCACGAGUGCAUUGAGUGCGCCGCUGUUUGCGGGGAUACCGGCGACACAGAGAGCGGUUAGUGAUCAAGUACUUAUAUGUACUGGAACUGGAAGAAAGGGAAAACCUACUGUGCCGCCUCAAUAUGUGGCUACUCAAACUGUGGUGUUCCUAAUGGCACUUCACAGGAUUAAGGGGUUGGUAGCUGAUCUCACCACUCACGAUUCCGAAGAUGCAAAGGUAGUCGAUGAGAACGGGGAAGUCGAUCAACGCAGGAAAUUAUGGCCGCUAAGCACUCUAUGUGCAGUCAUAGAACGAGCAUCAUGUCCGGAUCAAAGGGUGGUAAGAACAUCUUUAGAAUGGGUCGUAGAUGCUAUCGAAGAAGUGGGUAGUAGACCACCUGGACUCUUAGUACUUGGUGCUGCGUGCGAGGUUUUGUUCAAUCAAAAUUCUAGAAAAGAGGGGAGGAAAUGGGUUGUUGAGGAGGGGUUUAAGGGUUUGGAUGAUUUGGGGUUGGCAGACAUGGGUUUGGGCAUUUGUGGUGAUGAGGGGUUGAGGCCGGAUGUGGUGAGGGGGGAUAGUUUUGGGAGGGAAUUAAAGGUUUAGAUUUUAUGGGGACGGGAAAGAUAUGAUA
Molecule: messenger RNA, 2133 nt
Organism: Sclerotinia trifoliorum
Lineage: Eukaryota; Fungi; Ascomycota; Leotiomycetes; Helotiales; Sclerotiniaceae
Source: the annotation of a GenBank genome assembly